AUUUAUUUAUUUAUUUUUCCUUGAUACCCAUUCAUAUCCACAAACUUGUAUACAUAUCAACUAACAGAUGAGAGACGACCAUUCUACUUCUCAUUCUCUCUCUAAUCACACACACAUAUUAGAUUCCAAUCACACACACAUAUUAGAUCAAUGGAUUCGCCACACCCACACGUGCUCCUCGUAACUCUCCCAGUCCAAGGCCAUAUCAACCCAUCACUCCGCUUCGCAAAGCGGCUCUUGAGUAUGGGCAUUGAAGUCACCUUUGCGACGAGCGCCCACGCCCGACAACGGAUGGAGAAAACCCCUAUCGGCCUUUCCUUCGCCCUCUUCUCUGACGGCUUCGACGAUGGACCAAGACGACCACAAGAAGCAUAUGUCCGAGAUAAAGAACCAAGGCUCCCGGGCCCUCAGGGACACCAUUCUCAAAGCCUCCGAUAUGGGCCGACCCGUGACGUGCCUCGUCUACACUCUCCUCCUCCCGUGGGCCUCUAACGUGGCCCGAGAGUUCCAAAUCCCCUGCGCCCUCCUCUGGAUCCAGCCUGCCAUUGUUCUCGACUUGUACUAUUACUAUUUCGAUGGCGCGUUUGGCGAUAUUAGCAGCGACAGCGUUCGCCUGCUGGGGCUCCCGCAUAUCACCUUCUCCAAGAGGGACCUUCCCUCCUUUGUUUCUCCUUCCACCUCGGAUAUGUACGGUUUAGUGCUCCAGGCCUUCAAGGAGCAGUUCGACGCGCUGGAUGCCGAGACGAGGCCGAAGGUUCUAGUCAACACGUUCAACGCGCUCGAGCCCGACGCGCUCCGCGCCGUCCAACUCUACGAAAUAAUCGGCAUGGGCCCGCUCGUGGACGCUGAUGAUCGGCCCUCCCUGGAGAAGGCGCAGAUGGAGGAGAUCGCGAGGGGGCUGCUCGGUUCGGGCAGGCCGUUCCUGUGGGUGGCACGGGAGUCGGUGGGGUGGGUGGAGGAGCUUGUUCGGGAGCAGGGGAAGAUUGUGGGGUGGUGCCCGCAGAUGGAGGUGCUGGGGCACGGGUCGGUGGGAUGCUUCGUGACGCACUGCGGGUGGAACUCGACGCUCGAGAGCUUGUGGUGCGGGGUGCCGGUGGUGGGGUUGCCCGUGUGGUCGGACCAAGGGACGAACGCGAAGAUGAUUGAGGAGGAGUGGGGGACUGGGCUCAGGGUGGGGCCCGGGGAGGACGGGAAGGUGUCCGGGGAGGAGAUCACGAGGUGUAUCGAGAGGGUAAUGGAGGGAGGGGAGAAGAUGAGGGAGAAUGCGGGCAGGUGGAAGGGUCUGGCGAGGGAGGCCGUGGCUGAGAAUGGAUCAUCCUAUAGGAAUUUUAAGGCCUUUUUCAAGGAGUUGGAGAUGGGGCAUUUGAGUGAUUAG
This is a messenger RNA of Striga asiatica, 1375 nucleotides long. The record is from the annotation of a GenBank genome assembly. Lineage: Eukaryota; Viridiplantae; Streptophyta; Magnoliopsida; Lamiales; Orobanchaceae.